CGUCACUGACAUCGACGGCCGCCUGGGGGCGCUCGAGGCGCGGCCCGCGCGAGUGACGUCAUCAGAGGCGGUCUGGCAGAGCCUGAUCAUUCCCAGGGCGUCACAAGGCGUCAUUGAGCAGUCCGGAAGCGCCCACGCGUGUUCUCCCAGCUCGGCUCUGGGACCCCUAGUCCUGCUGUCACCCGCCAUGGGUCGCUCCCGCCGGACGGGCGCGCACCGAGUGCACUCCCUGGCCCGCCAGAUGAAGGCGAAGCGGCGGCGGCCGGACCUGGAUGAGAUUCACCGCGAUUUGCGGCUCCAGGUUGCCGCACGGCCCCGGCCAGACCCAAGCGCGGAACCCGAUCCCGACCUGCCAGGGGGCGGCCUGCAUCGCUGUCUGGCCUGCGCGAGGUACUUCAUCGAUUCUGCCAACCUGAAGACCCACUUCCGAUCCAAAGACCACAAGAAAAGGCUGAAGCAGCUGAGUGUGGAGCCCUACAGUCAGGAAGAAGCAGAGAGGGCAGCGGGUAUGGGUUCCUAUGUUCCUCCCCAAAGGCUGGCAGUGCCCACAGAAGUAUCCACCGCGGUCCCUGAGAUGGACACGUCUACCUGACAUGGCCUGAGGAUGCAAGGCAGAGGAGCUGCCCAUGGACAGUGAUGCAAGGGCCAGGCUGGGAGAGACUAUGCCAGUCUCUUUUGGUUUGGGAAGUAGAUGGCCUCUGCCGGGUGCCCUCCCUCCCAAUAAAAGAACUGGAUAAAGAGA
This is a messenger RNA of Delphinapterus leucas (beluga whale), 742 nucleotides long. RefSeq names its product zinc finger protein 593 (gene ZNF593). Gene Ontology annotation, molecular function: nucleic acid binding; zinc ion binding. Lineage: Eukaryota; Metazoa; Chordata; Mammalia; Artiodactyla; Monodontidae. The record is from RefSeq and is a predicted model, not a curated record.